Cyprinus carpio (common carp) is the source of this 3920-nucleotide messenger RNA. It is a transcript of the gene nxph2a, whose product is annotated as neurexophilin 2a. The record is from RefSeq and is a predicted model, not a curated record. Gene Ontology annotation, molecular function: signaling receptor binding. Lineage: Eukaryota; Metazoa; Chordata; Actinopteri; Cypriniformes; Cyprinidae.
UUGCAGGACACCAGUUCGUCACCUCAAAUCAAAACGCUUUUGGAAUCUUCAAACAACUUUAAAAACACUAACACAGCUACUGUAUAGGCGAAUACAUAUGAGAUGCUGUCAUGUUAUUCUGACUUUAAGAAACCCUCUUCUCAGAUAAAGACCAGAAAAGACGUGUCCACAAUGGGUUAACAAGUUGACGUCUCUCAGUUGAGAGUCUCUCGCAGGCGCUAAAUCUGAAGAGCACUUCAAAGAGGGAUUCGCAACACCACACACAUACACACUCACAAAUCAAACUACAGACGAACAAACUAAUAUAUUGAGCUUUUGGUAAAAGAUCGACUCUACUUUGGGGCUGUAUAAAACUUUAAUUAGAGCUGCCAUAAACAAGAAGACACACGGCGGACUGCGCGCGAGCGAGGAGUCGCAUCAAUCACGCAAAAUGCUGCGAGGCUUCACACCUUCGCGCUGAUCGGCGCGUUUCGUAAGUCAUCGCUGCGUUCCGUCGAUCUAUUGAACAGUCACCCGGACACUACUUUACAAUAAAACCCUAUUUUAAAAGCAGCCUUUCCUGUCCCGAGCACAUUUAUCAAUAUCACUGACGCCUCCGGGACCCUCUCCAGCUGUGCCGUCAUAAACCGCUGGUUACCGUCACUUUUCAACAUGAUCAACACCUUUUGCCAAGGGUAGUUGAGAGCAAUGGCACUUUCUUGUAAACCCUGUGAACUGGAUAUUUGCUUCUCCCACCUCAAGUAAGAGUCAAAGACCAUUUUCUGUAGUCAAGAUGCAGAUUCUUUCAGCUGUUUUACUCCUUUUCUGUUUGCACAAGUGCUGUUGGAAGGUCACAUGCAGAAGAGUCCAUAUUCCAGAGGUGGGCCUCGUGGACUGGGGGGAGGUUGAAAAUGAGGAGCACCCCUCCCCCAAAAGCGCCAGCCCCCGCGUUCUCAACCCCCUGCGCCUUUUCGCCCGGGGAUCCCUUGGGUUCAAGAGCAACAGGAGGGAGAUUACAUAUUUGGAAAACAUCGAGGACUCUUGGGACUGGUUAUCUAACCAGACAGAUGUCAAAGAGGCGCAGAGCAGGACUAAACGCAGACCAAUCGUGAAAACGGGCAAGUUUAAAAAAAUGUUUGGCUGGGGUGACUUCAACUCCAACAUCAAAACUGUGAAACUAAAUCUCCUCAUUACAGGCAAGAUAGUGGACCACGGCAACGGCACGUUCAGUGUUUAUUUCCGCCACAACUCCACGGGCCUGGGGAACGUCUCUGUAAGCCUGGUGCCGCCUUCCAAGGUGGUGGAGUUUGAGAUCGCCCAGCAGUCCACCCUGGAGACGAAAGACUCGAAAUCUUUCAAUUGUCGUAUCGAGUACCAGAAAACAGACCGCAGCAAAAAGACUUCACACUGCAGCUAUGACCCGUCCAACACGUGUUACCAAGAAUCCACCCAAAGCCACGUAUCCUGGCUCUGCUCGAAGCCCUUCAAAGUCAUAUGCAUCUACAUUGCCUUUUACAGCACUGACUAUAAACUGGUGCAGAAAAUCUGCCCAGAUUACAACUAUCACAGUGACAUGCCGUAUGCAUCCACGGGUUAAGAACCAGUCCAUCCUAGACAGUAAGAACUGUCAACCUCAUUUUCAGCAUGUGUUUUUUAUUUGAUUUAGAAGCAGUUAAAAUAAAUCCAGAUGUUUCACAUUAGGCUACACUAUUGGCAUUGCCUUGGGCUUUUGUGAUAUGGCAGUCACAACGUUUGAUGGCAAAAUAACUGAUCAACACUUUUGUUUUUGGCUUUAAACAUCCCACGGUCCCACAAACAUCCCACUGUUUGAGUUCCAUUGGGAACACAUCAUCGUUCGCUACUUCUCAAGUUAAUAAAUCACAGACUUACUGAGGAUAGAUUACACAUGAAACACCUUUUUAUUGUGCGGUUUAUGUGUGUGUUAGUAUGUGUUUGUUAUAUUGAGCAAUGUGGCCUCUUGUUCAGCACUAAAUUGUGUGAAGCAUUUGUCAAGAUAAGUGCGAACGGGUUAAAUCAUUCUGCAAAGACAUUACAUACAAAUUACUCUCAGUUAUUUAGCAUUUCACAAAAGAUCUAUGUGUGAAUUGAGAUGUGUAUAAUUUCAAAGAGUAAUUUGUGACGUCUCACGAGAGCAUAAUUCAUUGGACAGGUGGAUUUAGUGAAUCUGGCAGCCGGUUAACAACCCUUUGUCAUGGUCUCGCCACAGAGAUCCACAUUUCCAGGCUCUAAUUAACAUUAAUUAUAGUGGGAAAUUUCACUUACAAACCAUGACAAAGGGGACCGGAGCCAGAAACUGAAAUUUAGUGUGUCAGUCAUGUAGCUAGCAAACAUCUAUUCAUGCCAGUGACUUCAAACUCUUUCAUGUCCUCUGUUCCUGGAAAAGUGAAAAUGUGUAAGGAGUAAAUACAGAUGUUUACGCAAACGCACAUGAGGGUAAAGUAAUACAAUAUGCGAGUCUACCUUGUAUUGAUUCUUUCAUAAUUUAAAACAGUAUAUGGAGAUCAUUUGAAGGAAUCAUUUUUGUUUGCACAUUAUAGUCUAAAUGUCAGUGUGUCACAGUGAACCAGUUGAAAUGCCACAGUCUGAUCAUCAGAACUGGACUUCUCAGGUUCCAUAUGUGUGAGUGUGUGUGUGUGCCAAACAUUUCUCCCAUAUCAAGAGCCACUGAUCUGGAUCACAGUUCUGCUCGAAGUGAAGAAUCAGAUGGAUAAUUAAUUGUACUGAUACUCUAAUUGUCUGUCACACAAACAUUAUUAUCAAGAACAUGUCGAUAUGAAGAUAGCUGUUUAUAAUUGUAUUUAGUUUAUAAUCCCAUGUGGAAUUUUGUGAAUAGUGUAUAAAUGUGACUAUAAAACCGUGUGUAUUUUACCCUUUAAGGAUGAAUUUGUUUCUUAAAUCUGUCAAUCUAGCAUAAACAGUUUUUUUUACUUUUGGUGUUUGACAGUUAUAACAAGUAGAGCUGAGUCAUCUAGCUUGUCACAGCUUUUUUUUUUUCUCAGCAAAUUGUAUGCUUUAUGUUUGUCUUAAAUAUCUGUAAAAUACAAAAGAAAAGAAAAAACUCAAAGAAAAUACCUGAGAGCUUCCAGCUUUCUUUUAACCCUCUAUGGUAAGCAUUUGCACUGAUUUGACAUGAAACAAUUUUCACUCAGAAAUAAUUUCACAAAUUAUUUUAAAUUAAAUAAUUUGUAAGUAAAAAAGACAGAAAUAGUCUUGUAAAAUGCUUUUAAAAAAUUUUUUUUUACAGUGUGAAUAAUUUCUUGUCUUUCUUUUAUAAAUUAUUGCACACCUUUAUUAUUUAUACUUAAAUAUUUCCCUAAAAAACAAGUUAAUUCUCCUUCAAAAAAGCAAUUUAUAAAGCACUUCGAUGUGCCUUCCUGCGGGUGAGAAUAUCAAAUGUCGUGGCUUAAAAACAUUAUAUUGUUUUCUUUAAAUGUCCUUUUAUUUCAUUAUUUUUAUUUCAUUUGUUAUAGUUAACUUUUACAGUGAUGGAAAAAUGAUGCUGCCAUAUUGAAAAAUUGCACCAUAGAGGGUUAAUUUAUUGAUUUUUUUCACUAUCACAAAUUUAAUCAUGAAACAUAUCCAGACAGUGAGAUUUGUAGUGAAACAUUUGCAUAUCCUUUGUUCUUUUUAUUACAGCAUAAAACACUCAUUCUUCAAUCAGUAAAAAAAUCCUGCAAAUCAAUAAAUCAAAAAAUUACAUCAUGUGAUAUAUUUCAUUUCAUCAAGUUUUAAUACAUGAUCAUUUUCAAUAAAAAGCUUUCUGAUGUAUGGACCAGUGGUGCAUAGUUUGUAUGCAUACUCUUCCUCAAAUGUGAACCUUUUGUUUCUUUCAAAAAUGGAUUGUCAUGUUUUUGGCUUUCAACACUGACGGCCUCCUACCAUCCGAUUCACACAGAAGAAAAGAAAAGAACAAAAGACAA